CAAAUCAACUGAAUGUGUCGUUUUUCGCCCUUACACUGUGUAAACCAAUCAGAAGAAAGCUUCAGUUACGUGCAACCAAUGGGGACCCUCGUAUCCGAACUUCCUGUCUGUUUGCUCCUCCUUCUAAAGUGUAAACAAUGGCAGCCGAGGGAGAUUUUCUGAUACGUUACCGGGCGGUGUCAAAUAAACUGAAAAAACGUUUUCUGCGGAAGCCUAAUGUUGCUGAAGCAAGUGAACAGUUUGGUCAGCUGGCCAAGGAGCUCAAACAGCAAGACUGUCCUCAAUAUGCUGCCUUCUGUAAUCUCGCCAUGGCCCGCUGUGAGCAGACCCUGUUCAAUGCUCCAGGAGAAGCCCUGGCACUGACUGAUGCAGCCCGACUCUUUCUGGCCUCGGAGCAGGAGACCAGAGCGCUGAGGGCUCCCGGCUUCGAUGAGAAUAUGCAGGCAGCAAUGAACUGCUAUAGUUUUGCUAUUAAGGUCUGUAUUGAGAUGAAUCAGCCUGUUAUGGCGGCCAGUCUCUCACUGGAGCUUGGCAAUGCUCUGAAGGAGAUGAACAGACCCGGGGAGGCGAUAGUUCAUUUCCAGAGAGCCGCAGAACUGCAGAUUCAGACUCCAAUUGAGACCCUGCUGUCACUGUGGGAAAUGGCCUCCUGCAAAAUACUGACCCGCGAUUACGAUGGCGCUCUUGCCGUUCUCUCUGAGAUGCAGCACAUGUGUCAGGAAAGAGGACUACAGCUUCCAGGGACAAACACCCCUGUCGGUGCAUUUAUGGAUAUCAUAGCAAAGUGUGAAAUCUCCAGGGUAUUACUUCUUAUGCUGCUUGAGCCUCCCCCUCAAAAGCUGCUCCCUGAGCACGCUCAAACACUAGAGCGAUACGCCUGGGAAUCCUUCGACUCACAUAGUCAGGUAAACUUCCUUCCAGAAAAUGUGUUCCUCCUUCUGCAAUCAGUUGUGAUGGCCUGUCAGGAAAAGGAUACAGAAUCUCUCAAGGCUCUCCAGACGGAGCUAUGGCCACUCCUUUCGGCAGAACAGAAUCAUCUCCUCCACUUAGUGGUUCAGGAGCGAAUUACACCCUCCGGUCAGGGCAUAUGAUUCAGUGCAAUACACCCCCACAAAACAGUUCUUAUUGGAACGUUCCUAUGCCAGUGCCUGGUGCAUUUUGCAUGAGGACUGCAGAAGGUCACUGAACCUACCAGAGCUGUACAUACACGCAUGAACAUUUCUAAACAAACUCGCUUUAGUGAUUUGAAUCAACAUUUUAUUGUCCAUUUUCAAUAAUGGUAAGAUAUCGUGUUGAAAAUGUAAAUGAUUAUGUUGAAGCUUAUUUAGAGUUGUAAAAUAUUGAUGUUGUGAAUAAUAAAAUAACAAAAGCGA
Molecule: messenger RNA, 1373 nt
Organism: Carassius carassius (crucian carp)
Lineage: Eukaryota; Metazoa; Chordata; Actinopteri; Cypriniformes; Cyprinidae
Product: 40-kDa huntingtin-associated protein-like
Exons: 12
Coding region: 138-1091 (317 amino acids)
Biological process (GO): vesicle cytoskeletal trafficking
Cellular component (GO): early endosome
Molecular function (GO): protein binding
Source: RefSeq, a predicted model, not a curated record